Messenger RNA from Danio rerio (zebrafish), 2928 nucleotides. It is a transcript of the gene ccnc, whose product is annotated as cyclin C. Gene Ontology annotation, biological process: regulation of transcription by RNA polymerase II. The record is from RefSeq and is marked provisional. Gene Ontology annotation, molecular function: cyclin-dependent protein serine/threonine kinase regulator activity. Gene Ontology annotation, cellular component: CKM complex; nucleus. Lineage: Eukaryota; Metazoa; Chordata; Actinopteri; Cypriniformes; Danionidae.
UUCUGUCGCGCUCCUCAUCUGAUCUGAACGGAGCAUCGAUUAUUUUAAACACAAUUUAACAGCACAUUAAGGUUUAUUUUCUACCUCAAGAUGGCAGGGAACUUCUGGCAGAGUUCACAUUAUCUGCAGUGGGUUCUGGACAAGCAGGAUCUGAUGAAGGAGAGACAGAAAGAUCUCAAGUUCCUCACAGAAGAGGAGUACUGGAAACUGCAGAUAUUUUUUGCCAAUGUGAUUCAAGCCUUGGGCGAACACUUGAAACUCAGACAGCAGGUCAUCGCCACGGCAACUGUCUACUUUAAGCGUUUCUAUGCCAGGUACUCUCUGAAGAGCAUUGACCCUGUGUUAAUGGCCCCAACAUGUGUGUUUCUGGCCUCUAAAGUAGAGGAAUUUGGUGUCGUUUCAAACACUCGGCUUAUUUCAGCAGCAACGUCUGUGUUGAAAACAAGGUUCUCUUAUGCCUUCCCAAAGGAGUUUCCCUUCAGAAUGAACCACAUCCUGGAGUGUGAAUUCUACUUGCUGGAGCUCAUGGACUGCUGUCUGAUCGUGUAUCAUCCGUACAGGCCGCUAUUACAGUAUGUGCAGGACAUGGGGCAGGAGGACAUGCUGCUGCCGCUGGCUUGGAGAAUAGUAAACGACACCUACAGAACAGACCUGUGUCUGCUUUACCCUCCAUUUAUGAUUGCACUGGCUUGCCUGCAUGUGGCGUGUGUGGUUCAGCAGAAAGAUGCCAGACAGUGGUUUGCUGAGCUCUCUGUGGACAUGGAGAAGAUCCUGGAGAUCAUCAGGGUGAUCCUGAAGCUCUAUGACCAGUGGAAGAACUUUGACGAUAGGAAGGAAAUCGCCGCUGUGAUCAACAAGGUGCCCAAACCCAAACCUCCUCCUAACAGCGAGACUGACCAGAGCUCAAACGGCAGUCAAAACAGCUCGUACAGUCAGUCCUAGAGCGCCAUCUGCAGGUGGACAUGAGGCAGAGCGAUCCAGAGAGGCAAAAACGGCACAUCCUGGCACAUUUGAAUGCUGAUUUUCACAAGCACAUUGUUUUCUGAUCGUGAGGAAACUGAUUCCUGGCACACACACACACGCACAGAUUUUCUCUUUCCUCUCCUCUGGAAUCUUCCAACCAAUCAAAGCAGACUCCACCUCCUUUUGUCCUUCCACGAAUCAGAGCAGUCAAAAUGAUGCCACUUGUUUCCACCAAUCAGAGCAGACAAAAAGACUCUACCUCCGUCCUUCCACCAAUCAGAGCAGGAGGGGAGCGAACUGCUCACCAAUAGGAAAUCUGCUUUGAUAUAGAGUUUGUUGUCUAGCUUAAGGCUGUAGUGCUGAAUGUUUUGGACACACACACACACACAUAAGCAUAAAAGUAUGUGUUUAAUGGUCCUGACUUUCUUGAAAGGUUGAUUUGAAGAUUCUUUUGGGAACAAAAAAGACUUUUUUUCCUCUGUGUCUGAGAGUGAAGAGGAGAAAGUGUGUGUGUGUGUGUUGUUGAAUUAUUGUAUGCGUGCCUCUCGUCGACCAUAUCACAGUUUUGUAUUCCUCAGGGAAACGGAUCAGUCCUCUCUACAAAGUGGCUGGUUGUAAACUGAUUGGCCACAGGGCUAUGUGACGUGAUCUAUUUCGAACCCUCGUACUGUGUAAAUCGAUUCCUGAUUGGAUACUUAAACGUUUUUUCCGUUGACGUGUGUGGAUGUGAGUUCGCCACUGUGAGAUUUAGUGAUAUGGAUAGUUUGAUUUGAUCACAAAAAUGCUCCCAAAAUGCAUUGUAAAUAUGCGUUCAUCCUAUAGGCCUUUUUAUUCUAUAAUUAUGCUGUGUGUUUUGUUUUGCUUUCAUUUUGUUAUUUGACGUAUUUGCAGCGCACAAAGUGAUCGUUCACCAAAAAAUGAACAUUUGCUCAUCAUUUACUCAACUUCAGGUGUUUGAGCUUUUUUUUCUGUUUUCAAAAAUGGCUGUUUGUUCAAACUACUUAUUUAAAAUGAGCUGAGACAACACAAUUAUUGUGUUUUAUUUCUGGACAACUUAUUUUUUUUAUGUUCAAUUUACUUAAAUUUGUAACAACUAGUAAGUUAAAUCAAGAAGUGUGUUGUUUAAGCUCAAUUUAAAUAAGCAGUUGGAACAAACAGCAAAUGUCAGUCACUUUUGAGUCUGUUAAACUUAAAUAUUUCUAUUUAUGGAUAUUUUGAAUCGUUUUGAAAACCAUUGACUGCAAUAUAGAUGAAAAAAUCACCAUGGGAGUCAAUGGCUGCUUGUUUCUUUAAACAUUCUUCAAAAUAUCUUCUUUUGUGUUUGAUAGAAUAAGAAAUUCAUGAAGGUUUGGAACCAUUUGAAGAUGAUUAAAUGAAAUUAUGUUUAUGUUUUGGUGAACUAUCGCUUCAAAUGUUAGUUUGAUGGAGGACAAGCCAAUAUUUUGAGUUCUUUGAGGCACUUCCUAUUUUCUGCAUCUCAGUUUCCUGUCAUGAGAGAGACAUAACUAAGAGGAAAGGUUUUAUGAUAAGUUGAUGUUUAGCUCUGAAUGGGGUUUGUUUUUGCUUCGUCUCUCACUGUGGUCUCAUGUUUGGCAGUGUUUCAGGAGUGUUUAUUACCUGCAAAUAUCUGCGUCCCUCUCUGUGUUGCUGUGUGUGUAUUAUUUGCCUGUAAAUAUAUUUCAUAACGUGAUAACUAUGGGUAUUGAGAGGGCUUGGAGUGUUAUUAAUUUUUUUUUCUAUAACGGAGCUUGGAAGCCUUAUUGAAUAAAGCUGCUGCUGAAAAAAAAACUAUAGUGUGAAUGUUUUUAGGUUCAGGGAUAAUGUUUUUUUUAAAUCUCAACUCUCACGAGUCAUUUGGGUCCACAUUUGUGCAUAAAGAGAUGCAUACACUUUUGAAGCAGUUCAAUCUUUAAAACACUUUCUGUUUCGUUUCUUUGUAUGUGUUUUCAUGUUCUUUGCAUGUGU